Stylophora pistillata is the source of this 1553-nucleotide messenger RNA. RefSeq lists its product as uncharacterized. The record is from RefSeq and is a predicted model, not a curated record. Lineage: Eukaryota; Metazoa; Cnidaria; Anthozoa; Scleractinia; Pocilloporidae.
AUGGCAAAUAUUAUGCGAUCGGCGAACGGAAGAGGUCUUCAGCAAUCAACACAGGGAUUACAGAAGAUCAUUCGCAUCCAAGAUGACUUUGCGAAAUUUCCUCGGCUCCAAAUUUUACUCUUGGUCUACCUUUGUGAUGCCACUUUAUUAUGUACUCGUGUUAAAUCCCCUCUCAAGUUAGAAAAUCGCUCAGAUAGCUUCGUCAAGGGUUGCUAUUGUCAAAACGAAAGACUUUCUUUGUGCUUCGAGAUUCAGCUCGGGUUUAUACAACUCACAGACACGAACAACAUUGUUCUGGUACGAUUUCGUAUGCCGAGUCGUCAGAAAACUCACGUAAAAGUAUUGGGAAACAAUUUCUUGUGGCCCCAUCCCGACUCUGAGCCGUUUUUUAUCGGCAAGGAAUCCAACGUUUGGGCUGAAGACUCUAUAUCUGAGAGAGUUACCGGCUUGCUAAAGGAUAUGAGGCAAAGUUCUUCUAUGCUGUAUCAAAGAGCUAUGACGAGGCUUCAAAAGAAACCAGAAAUACAGCUUUUGUCGGAUGUUUCGCACGCCCUACAGGACGAAGGCGAAGCAAGAGAAAAUGUCCUAAUCAAGAGCUUCCAUGUAAUGUCUAUGAGCCUGCUGGGAAAGCCUGGUGACGCUGCGCAUACGCGUGACAAACAAACCGCCGCCCACAGAUACCUAAAACUCUUUAACAGAAAGCGGGGCACUUGUAAAGAUCUGAGAGGAGAUCCGGAUAAGAAUGAAUGUCUGGGAAUGUGCGGAGCAGGGUGCUGGUGCUGGAAUCUUGUUUGCAAUGAUUGCUGUCAUCAUCAGGGAUCUUACCAACACGAUUUAUGUUGCAGGAAAAAAAGAUUGUCAGGAUAUUGUUUGUUUCCGUUUCUUUAUGGCUUCAAUUGCAAUAGUUACGGGGGAUAUCCCAGCUGUGUUUAGAACUGUUAUCAGUUCAUAUCUGUAAGGGUUAAUAGAACAGCAAGACAUGGGCACUUUAAUCUGCAAUGAUAUGAGCUCAGAGCAUGGGUGUAAAUUUCUGCUGGUAUUUCAAUGUAUACUAGAUUAUUUUAUUAUCAUUAUCAUUAUCAUUGUCAGAUGUGUGUGGAGAGGCUGUCAUAUAAAACCUUACUGGAACGACCCUCCCUUCUCCCCAAAGUUAUAGCCCAGGCAAAUAAUUGGGCGUUUUCAGUUAACAAAGCUCUGAAUCUUGUCAGAACGGAAAGUUGUGCCGAUGUUCCUAGAUGUAAUUGACCGAAGCUCUUGAAUUAGCUCAUGUUCAAAAUUUCUAUUUAGCGAGUAUAUUCAGUUUAAUCAAAUGAAUAAAGGGUGUAAGUUUCUAACAAAAGUGUGGUGCUUUGUCGGUGGGGGGUAUAACAAGAUACCAUGUUUUAUCAACUGAGUUAAUAAAUGUAAAUUGAAAUUGACCUCUGAAAAGAGUUUCUAUAUGGCGUCCCAUCGGGGCCAAAAUUCAACAUUGUGAUUUGACAUUGUACUUUAAGUAUUCUUCCUUAUUUCACGAUUGGACAUUCAAGUGUUUAUUCCUUAUGAAACUUUUUCCG